This is a messenger RNA of Cantharellus anzutake, 273 nucleotides long. RefSeq lists its product as uncharacterized. The transcript is spliced from 2 exons. The annotation marks the transcript as partial. NCBI's taxonomy places the organism in Eukaryota, Fungi, Basidiomycota, Agaricomycetes, Cantharellales, Hydnaceae. The record is from RefSeq and is a predicted model, not a curated record.
AUCCAGUGGAAGCCGACGUGUAAAUCUGGUACAGCCAGAUGGGUUUACGAUGGUGUAUGCCCUGAUGCGGAUGUCUUCGCCGCUCUCCUGAACCUUCCCGAACCACCCAAGUGGAAACAGAAGAAAUUCGCCAUUGAGGAAUUCGAGAAUGCGCUCGGUGACUCCAUUCGAGCCAGUACCCGCUACAGCAGCCUUUACUUGCGUGGCGACGUCAACGUGAGGUGGAACCCUGCUGCUGGAGAGUUCAAGUUCAGCGGAUCAUAUGGAGUCUAA